Messenger RNA from Parnassius mnemosyne (clouded apollo), 558 nucleotides. Lineage: Eukaryota; Metazoa; Arthropoda; Insecta; Lepidoptera; Papilionidae. The record is from the annotation of a GenBank genome assembly.
AUGUUCCGUUUAAUCACAUUUCUACUUUUCGUCAACUUUGCGUCUUGUUUUUGGCAUCAUGAACACAACCAUUGUUAUGGUGGACAUGGUCACCAUAGACACUCAUGGCAUCACCAUCAUAAUGAUGACAAUGAUUUCGAAAGUCUUGCUCAAUGCGUGAUCUCUGCUGACAAUCUGCUUAAGACCAGUUGUACCAAGAGCGUGCAUAAUCGAACGCGAGUGUACCAAGGGCUGGAUUUCUACGUACUCAAAUAUUAUCUCCAAGAAUUCACGGAAAACAGCAUUAAUGUGGUGAUUAAACAUAGGGUUAUAUAUGUCACGGCGCAAGAAAAUGGCAUUGUUACAUUUAAAGAUUUGCGGAUUUUGCCAGACUCCGUUAAAACGACCGAUGCUACAUGGUACUUCGAGGACGGCUUACUUCGAGUGUUACUUCCUUACAAAAAUCCGUUAAAAUCUGAGGUGAUAUUAACUUGUGGCGACACUGACCAAACUAUUAUUAAUGUUCCUAAACUUAAGAAUGAUCGAGACGAAUUAAGAUUCUUGAAAGAAUCUACAUAG